Messenger RNA from Spodoptera litura, 2507 nucleotides. Its product is annotated as peptidoglycan recognition protein-like. The record is from RefSeq and is a predicted model, not a curated record. Gene Ontology annotation, biological process: peptidoglycan catabolic process. Gene Ontology annotation, molecular function: N-acetylmuramoyl-L-alanine amidase activity; zinc ion binding. Lineage: Eukaryota; Metazoa; Arthropoda; Insecta; Lepidoptera; Noctuidae.
AGUUAGUCGCGCUGCGGACAACGAAGCGAGUUGACGUCCGAACAGUUAAUCACCAGAUUACGUCACGCCUUUAUGGUCGGGUUUUCCACGACCGUCACAGAGAACGAUAAACAGUCUGUGUGAACAAUGUGGAACGAAGGAGACCCUCGGCGUGAGUUGCCGAGCCACGAGGUGGCCAUGGGCCGCUCUCCCGGAGCCGAGGUGGUGGUGCUGGACGACCGGGUGAUCGAGGCGGCGUCGCGCGCGCAGCCCGGCGUCACCAACAUCAACGUCACCAAGUCCUCGCGCCUGCACAUCGGGCCCAAGUUUGUGUCGGUCACCCAGAACAUCGACAACACCGAGGUGGUCAAAGGCCGCAUUCUGGGCCUCGAGCUGGUCUCGCCCCAGAACUCCAAGCGGCUCCGCUGUAGCAUCGCGGUGUUCGUGUGCUGGGCCUUCGUAGUUGCGUCAGGCCUCACAUUCUUCAUCUUCCACUUUGCGCUGACAAAACAAGCAAUGCGUCUAGAUCUAGAUAUAAAGGAGCCGUGGUACCUGAGACGAGCCCAGUGGCACGCGAUGCCUUCCUAUGGAAUAGAAGUGCUCAAUCUACCGGUGUCUUAUGUUCUCAUCGGCCAUUCUGCAAUGGAUUUUUGUUCCGAAACGUAUGAAUGCAUAAAGGACGUGUUGGAAAUACAAAGAGAUCACCAGCGUCGUGGAUGGAAUGACAUCGGUCCGAAUUUCCUGGUUGGUGGCAAUGGAGUAAUAUUUGAAGGCAGAGGCGCAAACAUUAUAGGAGCCAUGGUGAGAUCAUGGAAUGUGAUUGGUGUUAGUGUCAUGUUUCUUGGAAAUUAUAUGAACUCGGAGCCAACUAAAGUGCAGUUUGACAAUGUUAAAGUUCUGCUAGAAGAGUUGGUGAGAAAGGAGGUGUUAAGGCCAGAUUACACAUUGUACGGUGCUUGUCAAGUACAAGGGGCAGUGAGAACGCCAGGCAUUAAUCUGGUGGAACAAUUACACAACUUCGAGCACUGGAAUCCUGUCAACAAAACGUCGUGCCUCCGAACGUGAUGAUUUUAAGGAACGCUUCUUAUGAAGACAUUAAGAUAUUGUACGAAAAAGCUGUGAUUGGUCAUAUAUGUAAUUUAGUGAGAUGGACUACCUAAUUAGUUAUAUAAUUUUAGAUGUAUUGUUAGUUAUAUUUUUAUACUUAUAGAUAGGAUAUACAUAAAUGAUUGUGCAUUUAAAUUACUUGGUAAGUCACUAAACAUAAGUUUACUAAUUAAAAUAUUUGCAGUCAAGUUUGAGUUCUAUUCCUUUAAUUGUUUACUUGAUUAGUUGUUACAUACUGCCUAUGUAUUCAAGUUGUUUUACUAAGCGAAUUUCGGUGGCAGUCUCGAAAUGAAACUUAAAGAAUAUUUUGACUAUGGGAGUGAUUAAUGAAUGAGAAAUGAAAUUUUUACCUAAUUGAGCAAUGUGCCUCUUUGUGUAAACUUGCGACGAAUGUUUGCUUACUAGCGUAGAUAUUACGCAUAGGUUCUAUACCUGUGUCAUUACACGCAGGUAUAAAGGUAUAGUAGAUACACACUAUGCGUAUUAUACGCAAUGACAUUGACUAAGCGAGCUAAAACCUAGAACAUUAGGCUUAUUAACAAUUAGAUUGGAAUAUUUUAUUAGGUAUGUUGAUGUAAUUAUCUUAUGAGUUUCGUUACAAAAGCCAAUAUUGUUGAUGCUGAUUAACUCGGCUCCUAUACAUCUAAAAAAUCAAUGCCUAAUCUUUACCGACAAUAGGGUAUCUACUUCCCUUAAUCAAAAAUAAAUUAUUUCCACUGUUCAAUACAAUAAAAUAUUAAAAACGAAUCGCACUUCCAUUUAUUGUUUUUAUAACUAUGAACAAAACGUGACGUCACAAUACACCAUCUCUUAUGUACAAUAUUCAAAACUAUCGUUUUUGACAGAUCGAGAAAAGUAUUGAAUUUGACUAGUUGGCAAGUACCUACCCUAUUACCUAAGUGUAGGCACUAAAUCCUAAAUCAUAUAGAGUAGGUACUUAACGUUGUACACAUUUUACUUUUGCUCUCAAACAAAAUACUUAGGUAUGUACGUUUAUGUACCUGGUUUUUCAUUAAGUGGGUACAUACCUAGGAACCAAAGACUUAAACUAUGUGUUACGAAAUGUGUAAAUGUUUAAGACAAAAGUAUUAAAAAGAACUAACAUCUACAAUGUACCUAAUUAGGAUGAGGAGAUUUUUGUACAGCAGCGAUGCUUUACCAUAUGGGGGCCGUUCUAGUAUUACGUAAGCACCAUGGGGGUGGGAGGUCUCUGUUUUGCUUAUUUCGGAUGAUAUGGGGGUAGGGGAGUCUAGAUGAUGAUUACGUCAUCGGUAGUUAUUUACUUUUUUACACGAAUGGCAACCCUCAUAUUGAAAUUAUAAAUUAAAAGCAAAGACCGACAAAGAACGAGACAUUAUGGUAUGUGGAGAAUAUUAAAAUUACAAUAUAAAAAAUACCUAUAUAAUUUAAAAUGUUUACGU